AUGGCGGCCAGGUGGAAACUCCUCAUACUGGGUCUGUAUCUCUCUGUCAGUUUGGUCCUGUCGGAACAAGACUGCCAUGAAGGAUAUAUGCGUGUGGGCGAACGCUGCAUUGACGAGAAUGAAUGUGCUGUGGAGGAGGAUGUUGGGCCAUGUGGAGAGAAUGCAGACUGUCACAACACAAACGGCAGCUUCACCUGCCGUUGUCAUGAUGGUUUCAAAUCACCAGGGGCUGAACCAACUCCAACAUGUGUAGAUUUCAAUGAGUGUGCGGACAACAGAGGCAUCUGUGGACUUAACGCCAAAUGUCAUAAUACAGCGCCAUAUUAUUCCUGCAUAUGUGAUGAAGGAUUCAUUUCCACUAAUGGGAAGGAAAGUUUUCGCGAAGGUGACAACGUUACAUGUCAAGAUGUUGAUGAAUGUCAAGAGGAAAAGGUUUGUGGUCAAAAUGCAACAUGUUUCAACACACCAGGCAGUUAUCUCUGUGUGUGUGAUACUGGCUUUGGACUGAAAUCAGGCAAAUCUAACUUCUCUGGCAAUCAGGAGCAAUGUGAAGACAUAUGUAUGAUUGAUAAGACAAUCUGCGGAAAUGGAACCUGCCACCACGGAGCCAGCGGCCAUUACUGUGCAUGCCAUGCAGGGUUCACUAACUAUGACAACAAAGGGUCCCGCUGCACUGCUUUAAACUGUGAUGCAUUCAAAGAUAUGAGCAUGAAAGAGGAAUUUCAUGAUGCAAAGGAUCUCAUGAUGCAGUUGAAAAAAAGCUGUCUGGACCUUACAGAAAGUGAGAAUCCGACAGAGCUGGAUGGAGAGGAGCUGUUAAAGAGAAUGCUGUCUGUUAUCGAUAAGCUAUUGUCCCAUGGAGUCUUUGAUGACAACAAGUAUGUCUCCACCUUUCUGAACAUCGUGGAGAACACUCUGGGGUUCAUAGGACCUUUAAUUAAGCCCCCGGGCAUAACAAGAUCUUCCACUCACACAGAGGUUGCCCUGCGGGUACAUAAGGGGGCUGACUUACCCCAGGGAAAUGUGACUUUAUCAUCUAAGCAAGUUCGGCUGGACAUCCAGUUGGAGACAGCUGCUGGAGAUCCCUCCUAUUACCCUGGCUUUACAACAGUGGCCAUGCUGAGCUAUGCAAACCUGGAAGACUCUGCAAAUGGCUUCUUUAGUGGGAUGAAACCACAAGCGAACGAAAGCUUUAAGAUCAACUCAAAAGUUGUGACUGUUACUGUCAGUAACAGAAACACAAGCCACCUCAAAGAGCCAGUCAAAUUGACUUUCAACCACCUUAAACAGUCAAAUAAAUCCAACCACACCUGUGUGUUCUGGGAUUCCUCGGAGAAAGGGGGGUCAUGGUCUGCUCGUGGCUGCAGUGUGGUGGAGUCCAGCCCUGAACACACUGUGUGUUCCUGCAACCAUCUGAGCAGCUUUGCUGUUCUCAUGGCGCUCUAUGAGAUAAAGGACAACAACAACAAGUUUGUGUUGAAUCUGAUCACCCAAGUGGGUCUGUCACUUUCACUAAUUUGCCUGUUCCUCUGCAUCCUGACGUUCUCGCUGAUCCGCUCCAUCAAAAGUCCAAGAACCACCAUCCACCUGCACCUCUGCAUCAGCCUAUUCCUUGCGACCGUUAUCUUCCUUGCGGGCAUUUCUCGUACGGAGAGCCAGGUCGGCUGUGCAGUGGUAGCAGGGCUGCUGCAUUACUUCUUCCUGGCAGCAUUUUGCUGGAUGUGUCUGGAGGGCAUUCAACUCUUCAGGAUGGUAGUCCUGGUCUUUAAUGCUAACUUCAAAAUCCUCUACAUGAUGGCAGGUGGCUAUGGAGUCCCAGCUGUUAUUGUCGCUGUAUCAGCCUUAGCUAAUGCCAAGGGAUAUGGCACCGAAAGACAUUGUUGGUUAAACCUGGAAUUCAUUUGGAGUUUCUUUGGCCCUGCCUGCGUCAUCAUCACUGUAAACAUUUUUUUCUUUCUCGUCACUGUGUGGAAGUUGGCACAGAAGUUCACAAGUUUGAACCCUGACCUGGACAAUCUGCAGAAAAUAAAGGCGUUCACCAUUACUGCAGUGGCUCAGCUGUGUUUGUUGGGCACCAUGUGGAUCUUUGGUUGCUUCCAGUUGAACGAGAGCACAAUAAUCACAUCUUACCUGUUUACCAUCUUUGCCAGCUUUCAGGGCGUUAUGCUCUUCGUCAUGCACUGUCUGUUUUCUAAACAGGUGAGGGAAGAAUAUGGAAACAUCCUGUCCAGAUGCUGUGCACCUGGGAAGAAGAGCUACUUAAACUUCAGUUAUUCGAACACCAGCAAAGCUCAUGCAUCAAAGAGCACCCAGGACACAGGAGAGUCUCAAAUGUGAGGAGUUAAACAGUGUCGUGGGAGCAAAGUCUGAUUUAUUUCCUAAAGACUGCCAUCUCAGACAUCCGGCCAACUACUGCCCUGCCAUUUUGUGGAAAAUGCACCAGUUUGCGUCACUGCAAAAUGUUGUAAAUAGUAUCCUUAUUUACAUUCUUUGUUUUCCUUUUUUGUUACUGAGCUGGUCUGUGUAUUUGAAGCUAAAAUGCAACUGCUGGUUAUAAUUUAAUAAAUGAGAAAUUACAUUUGACAGUAUUACCAUAAUAGAGAUUACUUAUUUUAUUUGAGUAUUUAUUGAAUGAUAAAAAAUGAAUCUCUUAUUUUGGACCAAAAUAUCAAAGUGAUAGAUAAUUUUAUGAAGACCUGUUUAAUCAGGUACAUCUAACAUGGCUUGUCAUGUCAUCCAGGUACUUUAUUCAACCAGCAAAGAAAGAUAUUUCUGAGACAUGCACUAUUUUCUGUAA
Messenger RNA from Etheostoma cragini (Arkansas darter), 2797 nucleotides. RefSeq names its product adhesion G protein-coupled receptor E2. The record is from RefSeq and is a predicted model, not a curated record. Bases 1 to 2337 code for a protein of 778 amino acids. Gene Ontology annotation, biological process: cell surface receptor signaling pathway; adenylate cyclase-activating G protein-coupled receptor signaling pathway. Gene Ontology annotation, cellular component: membrane. Lineage: Eukaryota; Metazoa; Chordata; Actinopteri; Perciformes; Percidae. The transcript has 19 exons. Gene Ontology annotation, molecular function: G protein-coupled receptor activity; calcium ion binding.